AUGCUGUCCACAAAACAGCUCCUCGAUUCCGGAACACAGAGGUUCCUGCGCUUCGCAGUGGGAGAGAGGAAUUACGAGUACUGCCGUCUCCCCUUCGGCUACGCACUCGCGCCUCGGACCUCUCCAAGUGCGUGGAGGCGGCACUGGAGCCGCUCAGACGCGCAGGGGGAAGUGGCCGUGAGUCACACGCACUGGGUCCUGUCCCACAUACAGCGCCUGGGCUUUAUGGUGAACAGGGAGAAAAGCAGGCUGCAGCCGGCUCAGCGCAUGAUCUAUCUUGGCCUGCAGCUAGACUCUGUGACAUUCCGUGCUGCAUUGUCCGUGGGCAGACGGAGGAACAUUACCCGUCUGGCCAGGGAGGUUCUAGCGGGCCCCAGGGUCCCUGCUCGGCGCCUCAGGUCCUUGCUGGGGAUGAUGGCGGCGGCUCAUGCUGUGGUGCGGCUAGGCCUUUCUCCACAUGAGGAAUUUCAGAGGUGGUUCUCACGCCUCAGGCUUCACCCCUCCCGGGACGGGGGGAGGCUUAUCUGGGUUCCCCAAGAGGCAGCAUCGGACAUAAGGUUUUGGCUCACUCCGGGUCUAUUGCGGGACGGAGUGACUCUGGCCUGCGCCAUGUCUCACGUGGAGGUGUUCACGGACGCGUCACUCGAGGGUUGGGGCGGGGUCCUCGGCCAGAGCUCUAUAGGAGGCUGCUGGUCGGACUCAGCCCGCCACAUCAACCUGCUGGAGAUGGAGGCAGUACACAGGGUACUGCUGCACUUUGCUCCUCAGCUGCAGGGGAGACACGUGAUGGUGCGCUCAGACAACACCACAGUGGUCUCUUAUCUGAACAGGCAGGGGGGCACCAGGUCCCCCGCCCUCCAUCGCAUGGCGACGGUGACGCUGCUGUGGGCGGCGCUUCACCUUCUGUCUCUGAGGGCGCGCCACGUCCCGGGGGUCCGGAACGUGGGGGCCGACAGGAUGUCCAGGGGGGGCCCACUCCAGGACGAGUGGGGCCUGGCCCCACGGGUAGCUGCGGAGUUCUGGCGGAGGUUCGGCCGUCCAGUGGUCGACCUUUUCGCUAGUGCAGAGAACGCACAAGGGCCUGCUGUAUGCCUUCCCACCAGUGCGUCUCCUGCCGGUCCUGCUGCGGAGGAUCGAACAGGAGAGGAGGUCGGUGAUCCUGGUGGCUCCGGACAGUCCGCAUGCCCGGUGGUUCCCCUUCCUGAGGGGCAUGGCGGUGAUGGAGCCCUGGGCCCUCCCGGAGGAGCCGGGGGCUCUAGUCCAGGGGGGGGGGGGAGCCCUGUUUUCACGCCCGAUAAUCGGCCGCAGGCUCUGGGUUCGGAGGCUGAGAGGCGGAACCUUGUAGACCUGGGUCUUCCCCCGGCGGUGUUGGAGACCAUUCAGGGGGCGAGGGCGCCGUCCACUGUGAGGGCCUACGCCACGAGGUGGAGGCUCUUCAGCGACUGGUGCGGUUCUUGCUCCUGGGAUCCCAGGCGUUGCCCGCUGGAGGGGGUCCUGGGAUUCCUACAGGAGCUUUUUGACAAAGGGAGGGCUGUCGCCACCUUGGCGGUGUUCGCGGCAGCCAUUACCUCGGGAGGAGGACCCCGCUUCAGAGAACGCCCCCGGUUGGGACCUCAGGGUGGUCCUUAG
Molecule: messenger RNA, 1629 nt
Organism: Knipowitschia caucasica
Lineage: Eukaryota; Metazoa; Chordata; Actinopteri; Gobiiformes; Gobiidae
Source: the annotation of a GenBank genome assembly